This is a messenger RNA of Caenorhabditis auriculariae, 8093 nucleotides long. Lineage: Eukaryota; Metazoa; Nematoda; Chromadorea; Rhabditida; Rhabditidae. The record is from the annotation of a GenBank genome assembly.
AUGCCGCUAAAGUGGCCACUAGGAAUGUCUGAGGAGCGUUACGGAGGCGAGAAUGAACUAGUUCGACAGAGCGCACUUGUAGGUCUUUUUGCAGCUCUUCCCUGUUUCAAUGGUUUAAUUUAAGCAAUAAAUAACUUUUUUUCUCUAAUGGUAAGAAAAAUUAUGGCUCAAACUAAUGACGAAAAAUUUCAUUUUUUUCUCACUCUGAACUCAAAACAAAUUAUCGUAAAAUCAAAGAAAAAUAUUUUAGAUUGGACACCUCGAUGGCUUCAAAAGUAACAUUACGAAGCGUCUCGGCUGGAAACAAGGUUCUUUUCAUUAUUUUUUCUAUCAAAAAUAAUCAAUUUAAAGGAGAUGAGGACGAAAAUUGGUCGAAAAAGGCAAUCGAUAAUCUGAUGAAGAAGCUUCUGAAGCACAAUAAACAAGCUCUGGCAAAUUUGGAGUUCGCCUUGCAGGUGAAAAUAGUUUCAAUUAAAAAAGGCUCUUCUUGGUGGCAAAAGUGCGCUCUAAUGUACUAGAUCUCCUAUUGGCUAGCCAAGACCCUUUUCAGUAAAUUAGCUGCUUAUAACGGCUUUUUUGGUGUCGCAAGCGCGCUCUAUUGAACUAAAUGCCUCAUUGGCUAGCCACGCCCCUUUUCAAUGAAAUAUUUUUCUGAAGCACAGUUUUGGAACUUCCCAACGUGUCCGUGAACGUGCUAGGAAAUGAUAAUUACCGGUUUUGGCUCUUUUUUUUUGAUAAAACUACUGUUAUUCCAAAACUUCGGUCGAAAAUCUCGAAGAUAAAAAAUCUUGAAAAUGCGGACAGUUUAAAAGUCUGAUCUUAGUCAGCCAAAAUGUUAUUUCAUAACCGAGAAAAUUUAAUUUUCAGUGCCAAGGAAGUCAAAAAACGGACUGUGUGACGAUUCCGCGGUCUUUGGAUGGUCGGUUGCAAAUUUCCCACCGAAAAGUGAGGGUUUUGCAUUCAAAUUUGUAUUUAUUUACUGAAAAACCUAGUUUACGACAGAAAAAAUUGAUAAAUUCAAGCUCCGGAAAAGUUUUUCAAAGUCUUGAAUGCAGAGGAGUCUUCAAAGAGGGUCAAUAGGUCGCAGGUUCGAUCCCCUCACCGGACAAAACAUUUUUGCCAUUUUUUAAACCUGUUUUUUCUUCAUUACAAUAAUUUCUGAUUUAAAGUCAAGCUUUUUCCUAUAAUGAAAAAAAUAGUAAAAUAACCAACUUGGGACGUUCUUUUUUUUAUAAAACUUCAAAAUAAAAUUGACAAAAAACUUUUCAACCUCGAGAGGGGCCGAACUUUCGAGUCAUGUGACCUCAACUUCUACAAUUUUAUUAAAUUUUCGUCUUAUAACGAGAAAUUUCCAUUCAAAAAUUGAUUUUAUCAACUGAAAAACCUAAUCAAACGUUUUUUCAUACUCCGACUUACAGUUCUAAGUCGAGCUUUUCCGUUCAAAAUUGAGAAAAAAUUUCAAAAUUCAAAAAAAAAAAAUGGCAAAAAGUUCUCAACCUCAAGCGGGGCCGAACUUUGGACUAUUCUAACCUCAACUUUCACAGAAUUUCAUCAAAUUUCCAGGCACUUCCACACGUGAUCUACUGCCGGGUUUAUCGUUGGCCCGAUUUACAAUCUCAUCAUGAACUGAAGGCGAUGGAAGAUUGCAGGUUCAACAUAUCGAAAAAUCAUAAAUUUCAAACUUAAAAUUUUUUUUGAAAAUUAGAGAUUAAAAAUAUGUACUGCGAAAUGUACUACCGUUCCUACAGAAAAAAUCCGAAAUGACUAUUUUUUGAUCGAAAAUUUCUUGUAUGAACUUUAAUCUUUACGGAACUUUUUGGAGUUAUUACGACUAUUAUUUGCAACACUCUGAUGAAAUUUCAGCUUGCGGAAAAAUCCCGGUAUCAGAAAAUCACAAAAGCUCCAUAGGAAAAAAUUGUGAACAAAAAUUUUUUUCUUUCUAUUUUUUGAUACUGAAAAUUCCAUUUCCAUCUAUUUCACAUCAUCGUUUUCUAACUGAAACUGAAAAAUACAUGCUCGGUAGCAAUUGAAACAUAAGUGAGUUCUCUACUUUUUUAUGGAGCGAUAUUUAAAAAAAUAACCAAAAAAAAUGUUUCCAAGCCAAAUUAGAAUCAAAAAAUGCGAAAUAUAGCAAGCGCGCCCCAUGGAGACGAGUGCGCGGGUGCGUCGCGUCGCGUUGUUUUUUUUUUUACAUCAGUUGGCUUGCGUGAAGUCGCCUAAACUGUUCCAACGAUUUUUCAUAAAAAUUGUGUUAUUUUCAAAUUGGCAAGAAACAGGAAUCUGUGUCAAAAAAAGUUUUUUUUUUUGACCUCAAAAUGAUCCUCGAUGAUAUCAAAUAAACUCAAUAAUCAUUUUCAAAAGUCGAUAAUUCCCAGGUAUUGUUACGAAUCGGGCCAAAAGGAGAUCUGUAUCAAUCCGUAUCACUACAUUCGAAUUCACUCGGCGGGCGUUUUGCCGCCCGUUUUGGUCCCGAGGUUUGAUUUUUGACAUGGAAUCUAGUCAAAGUGGUAAAAUUCGGGAAAAAAAAAAACUUUUCUGGUUUUUUGGACAUGCUGGAGAGGUCAGCCGGAUAUAAGCAUUAUGACGUCAUCAAUCUCCAAAUCAAUCGACGAAAAAAAAAGAUUUAGCUGAUACCGUCUUGUGCAGAGUCUCAACCAGUAUCGAAAAAUUAUCAAGAUAAUUUACGACUUUAUUGAAACAUUGAAGCCGUCAAAAACAAGGGAUUUCCUCGGUGUCCGCAUUUUAAAAACGUCUUUUUUUUCCUACAGAUGGUCGGAAAGGCCGGAGCCGGACAUUCCUCCAGCCUUGGCACGUCUUCAGGCUUUGGAAGCCAGCGGCUCCAGAAUGCCGCAGAACGUCGAGAUGAACAACAACGUCUUCACGUGGGUGCUUUUGGGUUUUUUCUUCUUGAAAAUAGUGAAAAAUUGUCAAGUUUUUCCAGGGAUUGGGAUUUUCUUGAAAAUUGGCUAGGAUACUCUUUGAUGUACUAGGAGAAUAUUGUGGAAGUCUUAACAUUGAAAAAUUUCCUAGUUUUCGAAAAAUAAUAGCUAAAGGCUCUAAAAAUACCAUUUUUCACGGAUUUUGAUGGUUUUCCUUAACUUUGAGGCGUCGUUUUUUUGAAAAAUGAAAAUUUUAGCAGGUUGAGACUUUCAGGAUAAUUUUCUGGUUCAUCAAAAAGUCUUCUGACUUUUGGAAAAAAGAUCACAAGUUUUAAAAAAUCAUGAUUUUUUUCUCGUUUUUGGCUGACUUCCAGAAAAUUCCAGGAUGCCAGAACAGCAGCCAUUCGAACAAAUGGACACUUCAUCUUCACCUUAUACAAUACCGCCAGGAAUUCCUACAGUACCGGUAUACAUUUAAGUAAAUUCGGUUCUUUAAAAAAAUAUAUAGUCAAGUUUCAUAGGAAAUCUGAGCAAAAACGACCUCCAAAAUUUUUUCUUUCUCAAAUGAAAAAAUUUAAAUUCCAAUUUUUUUUUUCGAAGUUUUUUAAAUUUUAAGCCAUUCCAAAUGAGGCCAAUAACACUAUUUAUUCAAAAAUAUAGGGUUACUAUAAAAAGCUACAAGUAUCGAAGAAAAAUCAGGAAAGUAAAGUCAGUUUUGGGAGAAAGCUCAGUGGCCACUUAAGUGACCUUAAAAACUAAAUGGACAGGACACUAAAACCACCUCUAUAGUAGCCACUAUUUUGCGUCCUAGUGGUCCCUACAAUGGUUUAAAAGUACCAAUUUGGGUUUUGAAGAGGCCACUAAGUUUUAGCCACUUGAGUGGCCACUAAUUUGACUACUAUAGUGGCGAAUAUCACGUAAAAACCCUAAAGUGGCCACUAGAAAAGUUGUCAGCUUUUCAAAUGAACUCAAAAUUGUUUAGUGGCCACUAUAGAGGCUAGCCAAAGACUACUUGGACAGGACACUAAAGUGGCCACUAGACCCAUCUCUACAGUGGCAGUAGUUUUUCUUCCAGUAUUCCUUUCAGUAACUGGUCAUUUUAAAACAAACAUAUUGGACCAGUUAUGUUGAUCCAUUGACCCUUAAAGUAGCCACUAAAAUUUUUAGUGGUCUGGUAGUAGCACUUAGACCUCUAUAGUGGUCAAUAAAUUGACUACUACAGUGGCCAUUAAAACGUCAAAACCCUAUAGUGGCCACUAAUAGUUUUCCCAGAAGGAAUACAUCAAUUUCCAGGUACAUUAUAUGGACGAGGAGCACUGGGCCACCAUCAGCUAUUAUGAACUGAAUACACGGGUUGGAGAGCAGAUUAAGGUGAAUCUUAACAUUUAAGUUUUUUUAAAUAAAAUGAAAAAAUUCAAAAAAAGAGGAAUUUCUCGCAAUGAUCUAUAGAUGUGUUAGGAAUGAUGGUCGAAAAAAAUUAAAAAAACAACAAAAAAAUAAUUAUAUUGAUACUCAUUGUGAAACAUUAAACUGUGGUGUUAGCUGUUACUGACAGCUGCUGAAAAUUAGAGAUCAUGUGAAAUUCAGAGAGACCCAGACAGUUAUGGUGUCUAAUUGACCUCCUCAAUUUCUGAAUUAUUUCUCUUAAAGACCAAAAAAAUAUCAAUAUUUACCUUUUUCGGUGUGACUCGGGACUCAGAAUACUUUUUCAAAAAGCUUUGAAACAGAGAAAAAAAGAUAUUUAAAAAAAGUUUUUCUUUUUUUCUAGUUUCCCAGAUCUAUAGAUUUGUUCGUAGAAACUCGGGCAAAGUCGGAAUGGUGGAAAAUGGCAGCUAAAAGGGAAGGGCUCAAAAAAAGCCGCAAAAAAAGGCUCAAAAAAGGCAGCAGAGAGGCAACAUCGGUAAAGGGACUCCCUUCAUCGAGCCUUCAAUUUUUCUGAGAUUCCAAAGGCUCAAGAAAUGGUAGAGAAAGGGGGAAACAGCAAAAUUGGUGCAUAGAGGCUGAGAAAAUGGAGCAAAAAGGCAGCAAAAAGGGAGCCUUUUUCACAAUUUCUAUGGAAUUUUCUAGCAGCCUCGGAGGGUCCUUCCGACUUUGCCUGUGUAAAAACGGUGGAUUGAAAACUUUGAAAAACAAUUCUUUUUCAUAUUUGUUAGGAAACAUUAAACUCUUUUUAUUGGCAUGCUGGAAAAGUCGGUCGGUCGGUCGAUUUGGAAAACUAGGCCACGCCGUAAAUUUGCUCCAUGGAAAAUCGAAAUUCAGACUUUUUUUCUUUUUCUAUAUUUUUCUUUCAUUUUAUCAGUUUUCUAGGAUAUGGGAACACAUGCUCCUCUCUUCAAAAUAAGCUGUUCCUUGUUUAUAAUUGUCUCCCUAGGUUAUGCUUUACUUUUUGUUGGAGGAAUUUUGUUUCUUGCCUUUUUUUGUGUGUAUUUCACACAUUAUCUUAUUUUCAGAUCACUUAUGAUUUUUAAUUGCGCUCAUUUGUUUAUAAGAAGUUAUUUUGGAUACAAAAAAAUUAAUAAGAACUUUCAAAAAAAUUGAAUCAUUUUAUAAUUUUUGAAUGUAGUAGCCAUCGUAUUUUACUCGCAAGAACGAUAGAAUUGAAUGGAAAAAAGCGAAAACCUUUUUGAUAAAAUUAAAAAAAAAAAGAAAAAAAAUUCAGUGAAGAAAAAGAUUGAAGUUCAAAGUGUUCCAUGGAGAAAAAUUGCGGCGUGGCCUAGUUUUCCAAACCGACCGACCGACUUUUCCAGAAUGCCUUAUUUUUCAUAUUUAUAAGGAAAAAUCGAACUCUUUUUUUAUUUGCUUAUUCUUUCAAACUAAGAAAAGAAAUGAUCAAAGCCGGAAUAUGAACAUUACUCUUAAAGAUUUCUUAAAACAGUAAAGAGUCAUAAAAAUGUCCCAGGUCUCGGCGCCGACAAUCACGAUAGACGGGUACACGGAUCCGACGAGUAAUGGUAGCAAAAUCAGUCUGGGACUCUUUUCUAACGUAAAUCGCAACGCUACGAUCGAGAAUACCAGGAGACACAUUGGGAAUGGUGAGAAAUUCGGGAGAAAUUGGUGAAAAAACUGAAAAAAGUGUUUUUCUGAGAUCCUUUCAAUAGAAGCCCAGCGAAAAGCUUCAAUUAGGAUUAACGCCUAAUAAACUAUAUUAAUAACUUCAAAAAUGGGAUGCGAAAAAAAAAGCCGUGCAGAUGGUAGCACUUGUGCUCCAUCAAUAAGAAACUUUUUUUUUGUAAAAAGCAAAAAUUUCGGAAUCCGCUUGUAAAAGUCUCCUUAUUUUUAGCGUUUUGGGGAGAAAAUUACAAAUUUUUAAGCGUGUAGUACGAAAAUACUUUGGAAAAUUUAACUUUAUGUUCUGAAAAAGUAGUUGCUAAACAUAAAUGCUGUACACUACUCAUGGGAGCUUUUUUGAGUCUUCGAAACUGUAAACUCAUCAAAAUCCUUCAAUAUUUUCCCAUUUUUCCGAUUUCAAUAUUUCUAGUCUUUUUUUGAGCAGAAAAUGCUAAUUUUCAAGCGUAAAAUUCGUUUUGAAGCCAUUAUAGCAUGAAGAGGGCUUCUUUUUCGAUUCAAAAACACACUUUGAAAUGGCAAACUCAUCGAAAACUCUGCAGAUCUCCUCAUCGUCGAAUUUAACGCUUAAAAAAAUACGGAAGCUUCCAUUUUUUUAAAAAUUGAAAUAAAAUACUCUCAUUGUUUUUUUGUUUUAGUACGAAGAAAGGCUUUUUUUAUGAUUCAAAAAAAUCUCUCUGAAACUGUAAAAUCAUCGAAAUUCUUCAAUAUUUCUCCCAUUUUUUUCGCUAUGUGAAAAAUCUUCUGCUUUCUAGACUUUUUGAGCAGAAAAUGCGAAUUUUCAAAAAUAAAAUGCCUUUUGAAGAGUUCAUAGUACGGAAAAGGAUUCUUUUGAUUUAAGAAAUCUCUCUGAAACUGUAAAAUCACCAAAAUCCUUCGAGAUUUCCUUAAUUUCCAGGCGUCAAAUUAACCUACGUCCGUCACCAAGGCACACUUUUCGCCGAAUGUGAAAGCGAUUCGGCGGUUUUCGUCCAGUCCCGCAAUUGCAACUACGUUCACAACUUCCAUCCGACCACCGUCGUCCGAAUCGCUAACAAGUGCUCUUUGAAGAUUUUCGACACUGGCCGGUUCAGAGAGGUUCGUUUCAUUGGAUUUGGUUCGGAAAAAUGAGUUCUGGGAAAAUUUUUAGUGGCCACUGUAGUGGUCAAAUUAGUGGCCACUAAAGGGAGUUAAAACUUAGUGGCCACUAUAGAGGUCUAAGUGCUACUACUAGACUACUAAAAAUGUAGUGGCCACUUAAGGGGUCAAUGGAUCAACAUAACUGGUCCAAUAUGUUUGUUUUAAAAUGAUCAGACUGGAAGGAAUACUGGAUGAAAAACUACUGAAGGGGCCACUAAAUAGAGAAACUCUAUAGUGGCCACUAAAACGGAAGAUAGUGGCCACUAUAGAGGUGGGUUUAGGGGCCACUUUAGUGUCCUCUCCAAGUAGUCCUUGACGGGCCUCUUUAGUAGCCACUAAAAAUUUUCCCAGUGGAAAAACCCCUAAAGGGCUCACUUGAUUUAAAUUCGAAAAGAUCCUUGAAAACCAUUAAAAACCAAUGAAAUAUUUUUUUUCAUAAAAUUUGAUAUUCAAAAAGUGAUAAAUUAAAAAAAAACCAAUAUUAAGGUUCAAUAGAAAUAAUAAAGUUAUUUUUCAAAUCUAAUAUAAAGUCUAGUUGAUCUAACCUGUCUGUGCUCUCUUCUCUCUCACCGAAAGCUCAGAGGAAAGUGAAAAUAGCACUGGAAGAUAAGAGAGUUCAGGGAAAUCAAUUUUUUCAUGUUCAGGCCCAAAAAUCUAUUUUUUUUUCCGAAAUAGCACAGGAAAAUGAGAGGGUUCAGAGAAACCAAAUCUAGUUUUCGUUAGAAAAUUCGAAAUUCCAGCUACUGGAAGAAAGUUCUCGACGAGGAUUCGAUUCUUCCUUUGAACUGACCAAAAUGUCGUUCAUCCGGAUGUCGUUCGUCAAAGGCUGGGGCGCCGAAUAUCAGCGACAGGUACGGGAAUUCCGAAUCCGAUUGCGAAAACUAGGCCGUCUGGAAGAAGGCCACGUUUCGUAUAAUAACUUUUUUUUGAUCUUUCAAAAAAUUCCUGAUUUUUGGCCCUUUCCAGGACGUCACCUCGACGCCAUGUUGGAUCGAAAUCCAUCUUCACGCCCCUUUAGUGGUAACUUGA